This is a messenger RNA of Trichobilharzia szidati, 4871 nucleotides long. The record is from the annotation of a GenBank genome assembly. NCBI's taxonomy places the organism in Eukaryota, Metazoa, Platyhelminthes, Trematoda, Strigeidida, Schistosomatidae.
CUCUUUUCAUGAAAUCUACUGAAAGAAAAUGAAGAUAAAAAUAACGAGAAAUUUGUAUCGUAGACAACUUUAGCUAUUUCAGUAUUCUGAGGACAUAGCUUGUAUCACAUUACCUUUCUGGUGUUUUCGACUGUUUUGCCAACAGUUGGUAUAGUUUUUUGCCAACUAUAAAGUUUGGUGUGACUGCAUAUGGCUUCACCAGAAGUCGGUAUGGCUUAUCACCUACCACAGCAAAUAAGUCCUCAUGGCGGCAGUGUAGCUACAUCAACUAAAGUUGUCAAUCUUUCGAGAGCUCAAGUCAAUCUUACACAACCAGGACAAUCUGGAUAUGCUUCUCCGGUAUCACCACAGAAUGCACAAAUGAACGCUUACAAUUAUUCAACGCAACAAGGUCAACCUCCAUCAUCCUAUGCAUAUCCAGUGGGAAAUGAUCAGGCAAGUGACAAUUUUAAUCGAACAGGUUUUCAAAACUAUGCGCAACCACAAGUUUUUACCGUUGGUUCAAGUCAACCAGCACAAAUUCAGCAGACACAACAACGUCCACAAUUUCAGCAACAGGGUUGGAAUCAACCUCAACAAACACAACAGUAUAAGGUUCUUACAACUCCACUACAAACUACAAACAUGGGACAAGCUUAUGUUCCGCCUGUUGGUCAGAUUAACGCUCAACCAACGUAUGCUGCUCAGCCGAAUGCUGUUUAUUAUGGCCAGUCAACGCAAAAUCAACAUCAAACACCACAACCACAGCAACCGUAUCAACAGCAGUCACCACAACAACAACAACAACAGCCGCAAGGUCAGGUCAUAUAUGCACGAUCCGCCAGUCAGUCAUACGCUCCUUCAGGAAAUACAUAUCCAACUCAAGCACAAUAUACACCACAAACGGGCACAGGUGCAGUAACCUACCAACCAGCCAAUCAGAUGGCUUCAACAAUUCAACCAAUCACAAUUCAGCCCAGUCAUCAAGUGAACCAAACAAGUCAACAGAAUUUCAAUCAAGCGCCUAGAUUUCAACACGUGCCAAAUAAUACUGUAUCACCUACAAACCCUCCAUCUUUUCAAGCACAAAAUCAACAAGUAUAUUAUCAGAAUCAACAAAAACAGCAACCUCAACCACAAGUUUAUUCUUCACAAACGAAUUAUAAUCAAGCUGACAACAGACCAACACAAGUGGUACAAUCUACUUGGAGUGCACAACCAAAUAGUCAAGUGGUUGAUAACAGACAAAAUCAACAACAGUACCAACAGUAUCAGCAGCAGCAACAAUACCAACAACAACCACAACCAGUUCAAAACAGUCAGCCAUAUUCACAAAACUCACUGCCACCUGCAAGUGCUAAUCAAGGAGUCGAUCAACAACAAGUUCGUAGACGUAUUCCUUCUGGAGGGGUUCAAUCAAAACCUAUCAAAGUGAAAUCACUGCCAAUGCGUAAUUCAGUUUGCAUGGAUGGUGCUGACUCCACUGGUCCACCACAGUUUGUAGUUCAUCCUGUUGGUCAACUGACUGUAGCCGAAGGUGAACCAACAAGUAUAAGCGCUCGUGUUCGACCAGCAGGCGAUAGUUCAUUAACUGUUGAAUGGUAUAGAAAUGGCAAACCACUACCAGCUGCCUCUCGCUUCACGACAACUUUUGAUCGAGGUUAUGCAGUGCUUGAUUUUCUAUACACAAAUGAAGAAGACAAUGGCGAUUAUUCUUGUGUUGCAACUAACAGUCAAGGCCAAGAUCAAUCAAGCAGUUGUCAUGUCACUAUUAUACCAGAGGAUCGUGUUGUCACUGACACCCAAUUGCCUGAAGAAUCAAUGAUUGCAAAUCUUGCUAUGAUGGAAGAUCAUUUAGUUCAGAAUGGAAUCAAUCGAUCAACUCGUUAUCAUGAUGAUGUUCGUCCAACAAAUCCACCAAACUUUUUAAAACCACUUGCACCACAGAUUGGUCUUCAAGAAUCAGCUCCUGCACAUUUCGAGACAAUUGUAGAACCUUCCAAUGAUCCUUCAUUGAUAGUUGAAUGGUAUAAAGAUGGAAAACCAGUUAGCAUGGGUUGUCGAUUUAACGCUGUUUUGGAUCGAGGAUUUGCUAUGCUGGAUAUUCAUUAUUGUUAUCCAGAAGACAAUGGAGCAUACUUUUGUAUAGCUCGUAAUGCUGUGGGACAAGUUCAAAGCAACGUGGUUGACCUACAAUGUAAUGCUGAACAGCACAUAGUUACAAGUUCACUAUUAUCAAAGGAGUCGAUCAAUUAUCUUCAAAGUUUAGAUGCUUGGGAAAGCGAUGCCAUGGCUGGAUAUGAUACAGUGAAAAGAGAAGAAGAAGAACCACCAUGUGCACCAUCCUUUGAUAUUCUACCUGUUGCAAUGACUGUCACUGAAGGAUCACCAGCUAAAUUCAUUGUCAAAGCAGGCGGAAAUCCAAAACCAAAAAUAUUUUGGUAUAUUGAUGGAGAACUUAUGGCUUCAUUAGGAGGAGGUGGAAAUUGGCGAAUCUUUCAAGAUGGAGGUAUUAGUAAUUUAGAGUUUCUUCGUGUCAGUAAUCCUGGUCAGUUGAAUAUUAGAGCUGUGGCAAGAAAUAAUAUGGGUGAAGCAGCUGCGGAGACAGUAUUAAUUAUAGAACCACAUUUGGACUUUCGACCAGAUCUACGUCAUGUUGAACCAGAAAAUCCAUUCAAAAAACUUGUGCAAUUACGAAAGGUGAAGUGUAGUGAUGAGCUUUCUUCAGCUUUUCGUAAACCUAAAGCUCAAGCACUUGAUUUACGCCGUUUGGAACGUGCUCUUGAAAAUCGUGGUCGGUCUGCUGCCGGUGCAGAGGUUGAAGAAGCUGAAACUCUGUACUCUCGCGUUCAAUCUCAACUGCGUACAAAUAGACGUUCUAGUGUCCCACCACCAACACCACCACCACAGAAUGCUCAACAAAAUAAUAUACAACAUCAAAGACAACCUGCACCGCCUACACCACAACCACAACAAAACAAUUUCCAGCCACCGAUGCAGAAACCGACACCACGACCACAAUUUCAAGCUCCUGUCUCACCACAACAGCAAUACCAACCACCACCAUCACCGCUAGUACAACAGCAACAGCAACAGCAGCCACAGUUUCAGCAGCCUAAUUCAGCCUUCAGGAUGAAUGCGCCGACUCAACGUCCAAAUCAGGCUUCACCAACGGUACCAGUGUCACAACCAUUAUCAAUCAAUCCACCUGGACUAGUACAACAUCAACAACAACAGCCAACAAUGGUAUCACCAAUGAAUGCUGCAUCGCCUGCACAACCAACGCCACCACCACUUGCUAACCAUUCGCCAGCUACUCCGGUGGCUCCAGCGGCAAGUGCUCCUCCACCACCACCGCCGCCACCGCCUCUUGCUACACCACCUGUGAUGAAUUCGAUGAUGAAUACAUCUUAUCCAUCUCCAACUGAAAUGGCCAGCUCUGAUGCAGUCAGUGCAGAGUUCACUAUCCAACUAUAAUUCAACUUAUGAGGAAAGCCUUUAAAAAACCCCCAUCUCAUAAGGAAUAACAGCUAUCGUAUGAAUCUAUCCAUCCAUCUAUCUAUCUACCUAUUUGUCUGUCUGUUAAGUCAGUUGCCUGUUGCUCAUUACUAAUCAUUUAGAAUAUUUCUGCUUAGCAAAACUGUUUCAUUUGAAUAAACCUUUCAGAGAAAUUUAAACAAAACAAAACACCAAAAAAAAAAUUUAUUCCCUUACAUUGCUUGGCUUUAUUUUACUAGUGGUAUAAAUCUCCUCUUCCUUUAUUAAUAAAUAUUAUACGAACUAGACAAUCAAAGCCUAGUGAAUCAUGCAAACAUUUAAACAAAUCAAAAACCAUCUAACCAGUACCUAGAAUGCACGUUAUUCAUUUUUUUUAAAACACACAACACUAUUGAACAAAUUGAAAUAUUGCAUGUGAACUAGCCCAUUUUGUUUAUUUAAUCUAACUUAUCGAAAAUAAUACCUUCCGCGCGGGAUUUAAAAUAACAUUACAUAUAUAUAAAUAUGUAUACUUAGUAUGUGAGUGUCGGUGUCUGCGUCAUCAUAGACUGGAAAAAAAGAGGAAACAACGGAGAAGAUUUUCGUAGAAAUUGAUUUAUUACUAUGCAGUUUUAUUUAUCACAUAGCAAAAAAAAACAACAACCACAAAACAAAAUUCACAACUGCUUAACACAUUAUUCUUAUGUUGUUUCUUUUCUAUAGACUCUUUUGAUUUUCUACCCGAAUGUUUUAUUCCUUCCAACUUCCCCACACCCCCCAGCCGUAUUUUUCUGUCAAAAAGUUAAGGAGUGAAUGUGAAGGGGAACUUUUACAGUUAGAGAAAGCACGAGAAUGCAUUACAACCUUUUCAAUUCAUUCUCUUAUUUUGAAAAUGUCUCCCGUGAUUCAUAAUUCCCUCCUUUACAAACGAACCAAUGAACGAACGAACGAAUACAUACAUAUUUUGAUUGAAUCAAAUAAACAAAAAAAUUGAAAUUAUUCAAUGGCAUAUUUUCCAUCAAUUUCGAAAUAACUUUUUCUCUCAUUUUCGUUUUAACUAUCAUUCUCUUCUUUCUUUUUUGUUGUUGUUGUUUUAGUUGUUAUAUAUUCAUAUGUAUUAGUUCAGAUACAUAAAAAAAGUGCCUACCCUACGAUAUAAGCAAGCGCGUAUCAUUGCUCAUAUUCACCUACUGAAGUUCAUUACCCUAAAACAUCGAAUUCACACAGAUGAGUCUUCCUAUCUGUAUGCAAUCACCUACAUAUAUAUACAUACUAUUAUAUAUUCGCUACUCAGUUGUUGCUUAUAAUUUUGCCAGUUUAAUUUCAAUUUUAUUAACGCUUUCCCCUUUGCAAUUAAACAAAAGAAAAAGCAAGUUUGUUUUAGUCCUGGAAGUGAAAAAAUUAUUUUCGAUGAA